CCGUGGGGGUGUACCGUAGACUAAUAUACAAUGUGGCCCGUGGUGUACCGUAGACUCGACAACGCGACCCGGAGACAGUCCGCCCCGUCAGUCGUCAGGAAGCCCAAACGCCCAACACCAACAACAUGCUCAUCAAAGUCAAGACCCUCACUGGGAAGGAGAUCGAGAUUGAUAUUGAACCAACAGACAAAGUUGAGAGGAUUAAAGAGAGAGUUGAGGAGAAGGAAGGCAUACCGCCACCUCAGCAACGACUCAUCUUUUCAGGGAAACAGAUGAAUGAUGAAAAAACUGCAGCAGACUACAAAGUUCAAGGUGGCUCUGUGCUUCAUCUUGUUUUGGCUCUCCGGGGAGGGUGUAGUGGAUGUUAAGGUAGUGGGAUUGACUGAAGAUUAAGAUAUGUCUCUGGUGUCCUGUGCUCUGCUUUCAUUCCUUAUAGAUUGAGUGCAUCAACUUCUAAAUAUAUUUAUGGAAAAUCUUAAGAGUACUAGGAGCCUUAUGAAGCAGCUUCCAGUUAGAGAAGCAGAGCUUGGCCUUUGUUUCACUUACGAAGCCACUUGAGAUUUUUUGUUUGCUUUAUAUACAAAAAUGUCGUUAAUUUUGAAACAAACGAAAGCCAUCUUGGUGUGCAUGCAUACUUAUAUAGCUUCAGUGAUUUUUGCAACUGAUGGAUCUCUGUAAUGGAAUGUAUUUGAUAAACAUUAUAAUUGGCCUUAAUAAUAGCAUUGGGUUUAAGAUAAAGUUAUUGAACAUCUUUUAUGAAGAUUUCUAGAAUCAUGUUAAAAUGUUUUCAUAAUGAGAACUAUUUUGCCUGAGCGGUGUAUAAAAAUGUUAAUCUCUAUGCAUUUUCAGCACUUUAGACACAAGUAUAUUCUGAGAAUAAUUAGCAUAAAAUUAUUUGUCUUGUAUUUCAUUCAAAGCAUGCAAUAAUUCCUGUUCACUGUAAAGGAAUUUGGUAUGACCUGCCAUAACAUUUGGUGUGUGUUUUUUCCCACCCUUUACCAUGUUCUCAAAUUGCUGGUUUAAGAAUAUAGUGAAAUAUAUUAUUUAUGACUUUCAAGGAGUUUUAGAUAGGAUCAUUUCAACAUUUGUCUUUCAUUAUUAUAUGUUAUGGAAUUCAAAAUAAAUCGUGUUUAUAAAUCAA
Procambarus clarkii (red swamp crayfish) is the source of this 1141-nucleotide messenger RNA. It is a transcript of the gene Nedd8, whose product is annotated as Nedd8 ubiquitin like modifier. Gene Ontology annotation, molecular function: ubiquitin protein ligase binding; protein tag activity. Gene Ontology annotation, biological process: regulation of proteolysis; protein neddylation; modification-dependent protein catabolic process. The record is from RefSeq and is a predicted model, not a curated record. Gene Ontology annotation, cellular component: nucleus; cytoplasm. NCBI's taxonomy places the organism in Eukaryota, Metazoa, Arthropoda, Malacostraca, Decapoda, Cambaridae.